Cuscuta epithymum is the source of this 1953-nucleotide messenger RNA. The record is from the annotation of a GenBank genome assembly. NCBI's taxonomy places the organism in Eukaryota, Viridiplantae, Streptophyta, Magnoliopsida, Solanales, Convolvulaceae.
AUCCAAUCAACAAUAGCAUCCCCCAAGGCCUUAAGUUAAAAUUUAUACCCAUUCCUUUGUUUUUGCAAAUGGCAUGGUUUCGUAAACUCUUUGAACCCAAAGCCCGACCCCCAACUCAGCCCUCAACAGGACCAAGCCAGAACACCGACCAGGCUGCCGCGGCUCAAAGGCGGCAAGGGACUGCUUCACCGCAAGGAUCCUCUUCCCCCACUCGGACUACAUCACCUAAAUCCUCACCCCGUUCCUCUCCGAGCCGCAAGGCUCGUUCUCCUCCUUCUCGGUCUCCAUCACGUUUGGCACCACUUGCUACUACUCUUGUGGAGGGUGCCCCUCCAUCAGGAGGGGAAUCCUCGGCUAAAGUGCACCCGGCACCAGAUGUGGAGGGAAUUCCUCCCCCGCCACCGUCUCCUACUACUCGGGAUGCCCCUCUUUUAGGAGUAGAAUCCUCUGAAAAAGUGCACUCAGUACCUGAACUCCCAUCCCCAUCCAGGCCUUCUUCACGGCCACCCACUCCACCCCGUUCCUCUCCGAGCCGAAAGCCUCGUUCUCCUCCUCUUUCUCCUCCCCAGUCUCCAUCAUGUUUGGCACCACCUCCUACUAUUCUUGUGGGGGAUGCCCCGCUGUUAGGAGGAGAAUCAUCUGCUAAAGUGCACUCAGCAUUAGAGGCGGAGGGAAUUCCACCCCCACCGCAGACAACCCAAACACCAGUUUCGGUUCCUGACAGUGAAGUAAAGGCUAACCAAGCAGCACUUCAGGAAACCAUUUCAAAAACAAAAGAGCUUAUUCAGCCACCCGACACGACCAUACCACCUUCCAUAGUAUCAGGAACCGAUACUAUGGAAUCUGAUGGACUUUCUGAGGCUAGCAGCCAUAGAGCAGCUCCAGAAAUCGUAUCAGAAAAACUAACUGCUGCCCUCACAGAAAGUCAGCAAGAGACCGCCCCACCUCCUCCGAACUCAGGCGUCGUAAAAGAUAAUGAAAUACUGCCAGAGACAGGGGAGAAUGGUCGUAAUCAUAGCGUAGCAAAACAUGAAAUGACAGAGGAACAGACGGCAAAAAAGCAGCCAGAAGCAACUGAACAGCAAAAGGAGGUGGAGCAUACAGAGAAAGCAUCCAAUUCUGAUGGACCAGAAACUAGAGAAGUGGUCAAUGAUGAGCAGCAGGACAAGAAGCAGAAGCAGAAGCAGCAAGUAUUUAUUCAGAAGAAAGAUAAAAAGGAGAUGCAAUCAUCCAUGGAAGAUGUGCUGGGGGCAGUAAAAGUGAUAACGCUUGCAGGCGAUAACAAAGGGGCAUCCAUGCAACUAGGCUUCGACCCGUCAUCUAAGGAGCGUCCCAUCCACAUCCACAGAGCUUAUAAAUCAAACCACAAUGACCACCGCAUUGUCGACAACGAAGUGAUCAUCACCACUGAUAUAGAGGAGGCGGGAAGAAAAUCGAACAGCCAAGAAACCAACCAAGAACAGGAAGUUCUGGCGGUUUAUGCCAACUCCAAUGUUCAAGGAGUGAACAAUGCGAUCCUGGUAGACUGUACAAUCACAGAAAGAAAUCCUGGGGUGAGUUUGCAAAUACCAUCAUGUUUGCAAACAGAACCUGUGAACUCAAAUGACGAAACAGCCCCCAUUCAAGCUCACAAGGCUGUUCAGCUGAAAAAAUUUACACAUGAGCCACAGCCUACUCCUACUCUUAGAAGGAGAUGCCUCAGAGGUCUUCUUCUGGAGAGUGAUUCUGAAACAGAGAACCCUUCAAAGCGCCCUCGUCGCCAUGGUUGUCGUGUUGGUUGCAAGGAUAAGUAAAUAGUAAUAAUAAUAAUAACGUGUGUACAUAAAAGUUACACUUACUGGAUUGAUCAAAUUGUGGAAUUGUAAUAAAGUUGGCACUUUCAUUACAAAUAUUGUUUUUUUUUAGAAAUUGUUUCACAUAUGUUUAAAUAAAGCACAUAUGUUUCAAUAAUUU